Molecule: messenger RNA, 252 nt
Organism: Nezara viridula (southern green stink bug)
Lineage: Eukaryota; Metazoa; Arthropoda; Insecta; Hemiptera; Pentatomidae
Source: the annotation of a GenBank genome assembly
CGUAGAGAAGUUAUUAUAACAUAAUAUUCAGAGAUUAAUAACUCAAAUGAACAGCGAAGAAGAUAAAUGAAAGUCACUGAAGAAAGUUCAGAAGGAAACCAUAAAAUUUUUGGAGGGAAUAGAACUUCGUCCGGGAGAACGCAACUAGGCGAAUCUAUGACAACACUGACUAAAUCCACGGGCGGAUCAAGAGGAGAGGGGGGGAGAAGCUUUCUGGCUGAAGCCCUCUCCAAAAUGGUAAAAUAUAAUCAU